CUAACGGAAAUUGAUAAUGAUUCCUCUUUAACACCUAAAAAUAAAGCUACUAACAGGCCAAUUGUAAUAACUAGAAUGAAAUAUGGUAUAAUAGAAGAUUAUACAGAAACGAAGCCUCUGUUAGUUAGAAGAAAGGAUUUGAAAGGGCAUACUCUGACAAUGGUUAACGUUAUUGUAGACAGUAAUGACACAAGGCAACAUUUGGAUGAUAGAUUACAACUCCAUCAAGACUCGAUCACGAAGAUGUCGUAUAUGGCAGUGAAGAUCUGCUUCGAGAUGCUGAACGCUACGGAGCGACUCGUCUUCACUCAUACGUGGGGGUAUAGGGACAAACAAGGCAACUGGCAGGGGAUAAUCGACCAUCUGAUCAAGAAUGAAGCUGAUCUUGGAACAUUAACGAUCUUUACUCAAGAGCGGAUGGAGGUCAUAGACUACAUAGCGAUGGUUGGGUCUACCUCCGUCCGGUUCGUCUUCAGAGAGCCUCCUCUGUCGUACGUCUCAAAUAUAUUUGCUCUGCCAUUCUCCAGUAGUGUUUGGUUGGCCUGCUUCGUCUGUGUCCUUGGGUGUGCCGUGUUCCUCUACAUCACCUCUAAAUGGGAAGCUUCUUUGGGCUCGCAUCCUCUACAGCUGGACGGAUCAUGGGCAGAUGUUCUCAUUUUAAUAAUAGGUGCAGUCCUUCAACAGGGAUGCACCUUGGAGCCAAGACGCGCUGCAGGACGGUGCGUGACCCUACUUCUAUUUGUGGCUCUCACUAUCCUAUACGCGGCCUAUUCUGCCAAUAUUGUGGUGUUGCUAAGGGCACCAAGCUCCUCUGUAAGGUCGCUCACUGAUCUUCUCAACUCUCCACUCAAAUUUGGAGCCAGUGACUUUGAAUACAACCGGUACUUCUUUAAGAAAUUGAAUGAGCCAAUAAGAAAAGCAAUUUACGACAAGAAGAUAGCGCCGAAGGGACAGAAACCGAAUUUUUACAGCAUGAAUGAAGGCAUCGAGAAAGUCAGAAAGGGUCUAUUUGCGUUCCACAUGGAGCUGAACCCUGGAUACAGGCUGAUACAGGAGACAUACCAGGAAGACGAGAAGUGUGACCUGGUGGAGAUAGACUACAUCAACGAGAUGGACCCCUGGUUGCCCGGACAGAAGAAUUCGCCCUUCAAAGACCUGUUCAAAAUCAACUUCAUCAAGAUUCGCGAGUCAGGCCUGCAAGCCUGCAUCCAUCACCGGCUGCAUGUGCCCAAGCCUAAGUGUUCAGGAACCGUCUCCACCUUCAGCAGUGUUGGCAUCACUGACAUGUAUCCUGGAAUGUUGGCCACCUUGUACGGGAUGCUGCUGGCGCCUGCUGUGCUGCUUCUUGAGAUUGCUUAUAAGCGACUGUAA
Pectinophora gossypiella (pink bollworm) is the source of this 1371-nucleotide messenger RNA. Its product is annotated as ionotropic receptor 75a-like. The record is from RefSeq and is a predicted model, not a curated record. The transcript has 8 exons. Gene Ontology annotation, cellular component: membrane. NCBI's taxonomy places the organism in Eukaryota, Metazoa, Arthropoda, Insecta, Lepidoptera, Gelechiidae. Gene Ontology annotation, molecular function: ligand-gated monoatomic ion channel activity. Bases 76 to 1371 code for a protein of 431 amino acids.